AUGCGUUUGCGCAACCACCCACCCGAACUGUUUCGGCAUGCCUUUAACGCUAAGCAAACAUUAAUUGAUCUGUCGACUCGUUUCAAAUGUAGAUCCUUUCCAAGUGCGCUUACAAAAGCGAAGGGGCCAUACGUUCUAGCACAGUCUACCUUCGGGUCUUUUAAGAAACACACAAAAAGAAACAUUAGAUUUUUCGUUGAACGUAUAACCGAUUCAUUAAGAAACAAACCAUUUUAUAAUAGAACAAUGAUAUCGAAGUUAUUAGUGGUAUUGGUAUUGUGUUGGGGUGUUGAAAGUUUUCCGGACGGGGCGCCGGUUGAUGCGUGCGUGAAGAAUCGACCUAAUCAACCAAACCAUGGACAACAUAGGACACAGCCUUUGAGCACUUUGCCAUACAGAGUGCAAGCUUCCUCAGCGACUUACGGACCAAAUUCUGCUAUUACAGUGACAAUUGAAGGUGCCGAACCUUUCAAGGGUUUCUUUAUUCAGGCCCGUUCAGUGGACACGGACGAGUGGCUUGGCUCAUGGGAGGAGGCUCCUAAUACCACUAUACAUCCAGAAUGCUCCUCAGUUACCCACGCAGAUCCCAGGGAUAAGAGUAGAGCGACAUUCGUUUGGCGAGCACCUGCCAAUUCACAGGGACGCGUCUACUUUACAGGAACAGUUCUAAAGAAUUAUGGAACAUUCUGGGCCAACAUAAUCGCUGAAGCACCACAGGACCCUGCACAGUUACAACUACUUGGUUGA
Messenger RNA from Diatraea saccharalis (sugarcane borer), 747 nucleotides. Lineage: Eukaryota; Metazoa; Arthropoda; Insecta; Lepidoptera; Crambidae. The record is from the annotation of a GenBank genome assembly.